CUUGUGUCAUGUAAAAUGUGAAUGUAAUGUAAUAUCUGCCCUGCCGUUGUGGUAUCCAUCAUCGGAACAACAGUACCCUCGUACCUCUGAGGUGUUUUUCCUGCCGUCCGUGCAACGGCAGCAGCAUUAGCAGUAUAUACAAUUCCCGUGCCGUUUCAUUUUUUAUUUAUAACGCGCCCACUGUCUGCUCCACACGCCUCGAUAAAUUAAUUACUAAACCACUAAUCUAAAUAAACCCGCCAGUGAAGCAACUUUUGAUCGCUUGAUAUGAAAUUUUUGUGAAAGUGAAUUAAAGUAAUUUCCAAAAUUGUGUGUGAAACAAGACUUUAAUGAGAUUAAAUGGCCAACUCAGAAAGGAGUCGUUAGAACUCAUGAUGGAAAAUUACUGCUACAAGCCAUCAACGCUGCAGCAAAACAUAUUAUUCAUUGUCCUGUGAAAAAUCGAUUUUAGUUAUCCCGUGCUGUCAUAUCCCGAGCUUUCGCUUUCACCUUCACAUUGUAGUGCAAACAAAACCUAGCAGUCACCAGGUCACUGUCACUAUUGAUGAGGUUCAUGUAGCGUUGAGGAGCGUUGGACUAACUACCAUCUUACGCAUGAACAAAGAUGAUUGUUACAUCUGCUUCUGGCGUGGAUAGCACUCCUACGUUGGGUACGGUUGAGGUUACCACUCUCCUGGGAGUAUUUUUUGGUGUUCUCGUCCUUCUGCUCCUGCUAUUCCUGUACAUUAGCCGCAAGUGCUGCUUUCACCAUCGACAUGGCAUCAACUGCUGCGACGAGCGUCACUUAGCAGCCAAAUGUGUGCAGAAGAUCACACGCAAGCGACGCUACGAGAACACGAGCUCCGACUCGGAGGAGGACAUCCUGCGCCGCCUGCGAUGGCAUCAGCAAAACCAGCACAGCGACAAGCCCAUGGGCUACGGGAUGAGUAUCAGCCAAGCCAACCCCCUGACAGCGCACAGCUUCAAUUAUCAUCAAUCCGACGCUGACCUGCAGAGGGUGACCGUAACGCGUGACCCUUUGGCAAUUGCCGAACGGGGCAAGGUCGGCAUUCCAUCGUCGCACAGCGAGUGCAGCUCGAAUGACUCCAUGGAGGCAUCUGUGGACAGUCAUACUGGCAUCUUGACGGGCGAGACCAAGGCUCAUCCAGUCACCGCCUUUAGGAAUCCAUACACGGACAAUCGGGCCAAGACACACUCCCAGAGAUACCAUCACAGGGUUGAGGUUUUGGCGCCGAAGCUGGGGAAGGAUAAUCCUGUGGUGGUGAUGCCUGUGGCCAAUAGUUUCGUUAACAACAAUAAUGCUUCAACUCCCAACAACAACAACAGCAACAGCAGCAACAACAACGAUGACGAACCCCUGUUCGACACCAGCGAUCUGCGCUCUGUCAAGUCGGAUGACAUGUUGGUGGUCGACUCGAAGGCCUUAGCCUCGCGAGGACCCAUCGAACUGGAGAUGUCGCUGCUGUACGACGCGCCGAUGCGGAAAAUGACGGUCCACGUGAUGCAGGCGCGGUGUUUGCCGCCGCUGGGCAACGGCCAGCAGACGCACACGCAGGUGCGCAUGCUGAUGCUGCCCAAUAAAAAGCAGAAGCACAAAACCAAAAUCCGCAGCGGGGAGAAUCCGCAGUACAUGGAGAGCUUCCUGCUGCACCGUGUCAAUCCCGAGGACGUUAACAACAUGGGAUUGAGAGUGCGCCUAUAUGGCUGCGAGCGACUGAGAAAGGAGCGCUUGAUUGGGGAGGCGUAUGUAAGCUUUGCCACGGUGGACCUAGAGCUCGAGACCAACCUGUGGCUGCCGCUGGAGCCCCGCAACACCUCAUCGGUGCUAGGAUCGACGAGCGAUCUACUGAGCCUGGCGCGGUCGGAGAGCGCGGGCUCCACCUCAUCCAUGCAACACGGCGGCGUUUCGGAGCUGCUCCUGGGCCUCAGCUACAACGGUGUGACUGGCCGGCUGAGUGUGGAGAUAAUCAAGGGCAGCCAGUUCCGCAGCCUGUCGUUGAAUAAAGCACCCGACACCUACGUGAAGAUGGUCAUGGUUAGCAGCAUUGGUCAGGAGAUUUCGCGCGCCAAGACCUCCAUUCGCAGGGGCCAGCCCAAUCCGCUUUUCAAGGAGACAUUCGCGUUCCAGGUGGCCCUGUUCCAGCUCAACGAUGUCACGCUGAUGAUCUCGGUGUAUGCCAAACGACACAUGAAGAAGAACGAAAUGGUCGGAUGGUUUAGCCUGGGUCUAAACUCAUCCGGACCAGAGGAGGUAGCCCAUUGGGCGGACGUGUGCGAAAUGCCGAAGGGCGAGAUGCUGGCCCGCUGGCACGUCCUGGUGGAUUCCUGAUUCGAGCAGUUGGGACAGUCCUCGGGACGCAGCAGCAAGGCGCUCAGGAAACUGGGCUUCGCUGCGUUCAAGGACAGGUCCAAGGAUAAACUUGCCAAGGAGUCGAGUCGGGAUGAGGACAGCGAUCAAUUCCCUGCAGACAAUGCGGUUGCAGUCGACAUUGAGCCGGGCCUGGAGCUUGAUUUUGUCUAGAAACCAAUUGGCAGACUGCUCCAGGGUCAGUAUACAUUUUGUGUCUUGUUUUAACGGGGUGCGGCAAUCGAUCGAAUCGAAUCGAAGAAGAUUGAUUGACUUGUGCCUGUGGCAGCGUGUUUAACUUAACCAUGGGUGAAACCAAUUGAAAAACCAAUUUUUGAUAUCUGAACCGUAAUGUUUGGAUCUAACCCUACAGAGGGCUAAAAAAUAUUUGUAAUUUGGAAACAAUUUGGAACACAUUUUUUGAUCAAAUGUGAAAUGUGAAAAACAAAAACAAAAAAGGAAAAAAUGAAACCUAGAAUAUUGAAUUUUUGUACGCAUUGGUACGUAAAGACCAUGAAAGAACAUAACUUAUUACUCAAAUUUGAACUUUAUAAUUGUUUGUGAUAAUGAAUACUAUAUGAAUAGCAUAGCCCAAGGGGCAAGCGAUACGAUGCAUACGAUACACAAGAGCAGGAGUGUGUAUUGUGUUUGGAGGAGACACGUUCUCAGAUGUUCGAAUGGCGAAUUUUUGUAAUUAAACCUUUCUGCAUAUUAACUUAAAAAAUAUUGAUUCCCGCAGGGGAACCCCCAAUGUCUUAUAGGACUAGCACUUUUGUAUUACCAAGCAACAAGCAACAAAAAAGAAAAGUAUUAAAACAGAAAAUACUCGUUAAUAGGAGGAAUUAUAGUCAAUACAUACGACACAUUCAUACCCACAAAAAUGCAUACAUAAAACAUAACUAAUUCUUGAAAUUUUUAUCGAGAACCAUGGUCAUGUUCCAGUUUUGAUAUGAUGAUAAAAAUAAAGAUAUAGAGAUGAGGAUAAAUAUCGGUACCUUAGAAUUCAAACGCACAAAGAUCUAUUGUACAACCGAAGGAAAGCUGGCAGACGGAAAGAGUUGAUAAUGAUAUACUAAAACCAUAUACAUACUAGUGCUAAAUGCAGGCUGGAGGAUUGAUAUUAUUACCGUUCGGUUUGCAUAUAUUGUUGUAUGUAUAUCAAACACCGUGGUCGAUCUGAUACCAUAGAUCAGAUCAGAUCAAAUAAAAUCUCCUUUCGAGGUUCGGUACGGCAAGGUUGCAUUGUGGUUGAACCUCCCCGGAAUAGGAAAGAGGAAGGGAAGUAAGUUUAACUUAUACACAGAGAAAAAGGAAAGCUUUAAUAAAUAUCGGAUCUUAAUUAUUUUUUAAUUGUACAUUCGAAUCAAGUUGAAUCAAAGAAAACAGAGAAGACAACUAUUUAACUAUUGCAAUGCUCAUGCAACCAAACUUAAUAUUAAUUUUGAUGUACAAUCGUAUUGUAUGAAUUUUGUAAUGCAUAGUAUUUGUAUCUUUUAAAAAAUCUCUAUGUUUUGAAUGUCAAAUAUUUUAUAGUCACGAUUCACGUGAAUGUGUGUUUGUCGUUGCAACAAUUGCGAUAUACUCGUAUGUAAGUAUGUAUGUGUGUCUAACUAAAUCCUCUACUUCAUUUUGGAAGGCGAGUGGGGCUAAUCGCAAGCGCUCAAGUCAGUAUUACACAAUUCCAAAUCCAAGACACAAGACACAAGAAACAACAGCGA
This is a messenger RNA of Drosophila obscura, 4065 nucleotides long. RefSeq names its product synaptotagmin-14 (gene Syt14). The coding region runs from base 605 to 2329 and encodes 574 amino acids. Lineage: Eukaryota; Metazoa; Arthropoda; Insecta; Diptera; Drosophilidae. The record is from RefSeq and is a predicted model, not a curated record. The transcript has 5 exons.